ACGGCUAUGAAACUAAGAGAUGCAACUGCAUAAAAUAAAAGCUAUUAUCUGUAGACAUAAAUAGAGAUAAAAAAUUGUAUGGAUAUAUUAUGGAUGCAUAAAAAGUUUUGCAUAAUAUAAUUUCUUAAAAUGAAACUAGGAAAUAAUAUACGAGAAACGACAGAGUUAGUUUGUACAACCAACAAGAGGAUUGUUUAGAUAGCACCAUAAGAAAUGGAUUUCGCAAACAGAUUUCUUAAAGCAGGAGACAUGCUUCGAUUUGAACGAUCCGAACAGGCUUAUACUCACUGGGGAAUCUAUGAUGGUCAAGGUUACGUCAUACAUGUCACAGGUGAUGCUGCAAAUGAUAUGUUUUGGGAGUUCCUUCAGACAUUUCAAGCAGCCACACAUGCCAUUAAUGCAUUUGUGAAAAGAGAGGAACUUUCGUUUGUUGCAGCGGGCAGUAAAUUCUAUGUUGAUAAUUACAUGGAUACGGAGAGGACUCCGUAUGUUCAGGGAACCAUUGUGGAAAGAGCGAUAAGCCGUGUGGGCAAAGCAUGGGUAUACAAUUUGCUUCAAAAUAAUUGUGAGCAUUUUGCAACUAACAUGAGGUAUGGUAGACCGAUAAGUCGUCAAGCGGCAAGAGGGACAGAACUUAUUCAAGCAUCUGGAGCUGGAUUUGGAGCUGGAGCUGCAAUUGUAGCUGCUAGUUUUAUAGCGUCGCGUUACUCGUAAUACAGAUUGCCUGAAUUAAUAAAAUGUAGAAAACAUUGA
Molecule: messenger RNA, 753 nt
Organism: Hydractinia symbiolongicarpus
Lineage: Eukaryota; Metazoa; Cnidaria; Hydrozoa; Anthoathecata; Hydractiniidae
Product: phospholipase A and acyltransferase 3-like
Exons: 2
Coding region: 214-714 (166 amino acids)
Biological process (GO): N-acylphosphatidylethanolamine metabolic process
Cellular component (GO): cytoplasm
Molecular function (GO): A2-type glycerophospholipase activity; glycerophospholipid phospholipase A1 activity
Source: RefSeq, a predicted model, not a curated record